Messenger RNA from Paramecium octaurelia, 2159 nucleotides. The record is from the annotation of a GenBank genome assembly. Lineage: Eukaryota; Ciliophora; Oligohymenophorea; Peniculida; Parameciidae.
AUGAAUUUGGAUUCAAAGGAAUAUUCAGUUGAGAAACAUUGGAAAUAUAUAUAUGUUGUGAUACUCUUCUUCUCUUUAUGUUCAGCUUCAGUCAUACCUAUAAUUUACUUAUACUCUCCAAAAUGUAGACACCAUCCAGCAUAAAUUGUUCUAAUAUUAUGUAGGAUCUCUUAUAUUUUAGGUAUAUUGGAAAUGAUAACAUGCUAUUAAUGGUUUUUAGAUAGUGUUCAUUUUGAAGAGUUGAUUGAAUUUUUGAACAAACUCAUAGGUUACAAUAAAAUAAGAGAAUAUUAUUUAUUUGGUUAAGGUGAGAUAUCUGAUGAAACAUUAUGUUCAAUAAAUUAGAGUCUCAUAUUCUUUGGAUUCUUAGCACAACUAAACUAUUAUGCAAUUCUAACAUUAGAUUUCAUACUAACCUUAACGAAACCCUUCUGGAAUACUAAAAUGAAAUUGCUUACAUAUAAUUUAGGCGCAUGUUUAGUGACAAUAACUAUGUUUUGUUUUGUAACACAUUCUCUUCAAGGAAAUUGUCACGGAAUUAAUACUAGGAAAGUUUCUGAAGUCCUUAAAGUCUAGUUGCUGGUAAUAACUAUACUAUUAGCGAUAUCAUUUUAUGUGGGUAAAAAGGAUCUUAAUAGAAUGAAUAAAAUCAAUAUUGACGUUAAAGAAAACAGGAAGAAAUUGUUUUACAAUCAUUUAGUAUACUAAUUCAUUAACCAAUUUAGUAUUUAUUUUUCACUCUGUUUAUACUGUGGAGUUUGCCCUAAUUAAUUGCCUUAUUAAGUAAAUAUGAAGCAGCACAAAAAAUAUUGAAUAGAAUCUAUAUAGCCAUAAUGUUAUUGCAUCGUAUCACUAUAUUUUAUAAAGCUAGCAACCAUUUUGUUAUAGAUUCGACUUCGAGAACCUUACUUUAGGAGUAGAUUUUUACUUUUACUUGCAACAAUAUUUUGCAGAAGGAGGUGGAAAGAAAACAAAGAGUAUAGUAUAUGGAUGAUAUUAUAGUAAAAAUGUUGAUGAUAGCAUAAUGGAGUAAUGUUAACUCCCACUUAACAAGCUAGUUUAAGUUUAAACUAACCAAGAGACAGUUUCUAAUAUUUUAAGUUCAAUUCUGAAAGUUGUGAGUUAUGAUGAGAGAAUUACAGAUUUACAUCAACAGUGUAAAUACAAGAGGUAAUUCAGAUUUUCACCUGAUAAGAUGGAUUAAUUUUAAAUUAAUUAAGAAUCUCCUUUAUUAAAUUCAAUAGAUUACUCAUUUGAAUUAACGUUGACAUUUUAAAUCUAAGAGUAUGCUCCAGCAAUAUUUUAAGAUAUUAGAGUGAAAAAUGGCAUUACUUAUGAAUAAUUUCAAAAAUCAUUACGACUAGAUUAUAAUUAGGAUCAAAUCAAAAAUACUUAAGAAUCUCUAGGGAAAAGUGGAUCAUUCUUCUUCUAUACUUAUGAUAAUGCUUUUGUAUUGAAGACAAUUAAAUAGUCAGAAAUUAGGCUAAUUUAAGAGAGUAUGUUAUUGUGUAAAUUUUAUAGUUUUGGAAGACUAUUAUAAAUAUAUAGUUAACAAUUAAACAUUCCUGGCUAAAUUUUAUGGAAUGUUUUCAAUUAGCAUAGAAGGCUUCUCUUAGAUUCAUUUAUUACUUAUGGAAAACAUAUUUUAACAAAUACCUGAUCAAAGAGUGGUUUAUGAUUUGAAAGGGAGUCUUGUGAAUAGGAAAUAAAGUGUCAAAUGCAGUCAAGUUGUUGAUCUUACUAGUUCUUAUGCAUAAUAUUUACCUUCACAAGGAGUUUUAAAGGAUCAAAAUUUCAUUAAAUCUACAGACAUAUUUAUUGAGUUGAAUUAAUAAAAUAGAGAUGCUUUGUUUACAAUUCUGAAGGAGGAUAUUGAAUUCCUACUUAAAAACAAUAUCAUGGACUAUUCCUUGCUUAUUGCUGUAUGUAACUCUAAGAUUUAAGACGAAAAUCGCAUAUACUGUAAUAGUAUGAAAUGCUAUUGCUUUGGUCUAAUAGAUUAUACAUAGCAGUUCACUCUAACAAAGAAAUUAGAGUCCUUUUACAAGUUUUAUCUUAAAAGAAAGGGUUAACAUAUUUCAUGUGUUGAUCCUUAAUUUUAUAGUUAAAGAUUUAUUUCAUUCAUUAAUAGUAUAAUAGCUAUUAAUGAUUUUGCAUGA